GAUACGCCACGCUCCGGCAACUCGGGGAUGGCACCUACGGCUCCGUGCUCCUUGGCCGCAGCCUGGAGACUGGCGAGCUGGUGGCCAUUAAAAAAAUGAAGAGGAAGUUCUACUCAUGGGAGGAGUGUAUGAAUCUCCGGGAGGUCAAGGUACCUCAUUGUGGUGCCGCCUUAGAACAGGCCGGAGCGCCGCGUCUCCCGGAUUGUCAGUCACACACCGCCGUCGUAGAGCGGGCCGGAGCGCCGCGUCUCCCGGAUUGUCGGUCACACACCGCCAUCGUAGAGAGGGCCACAGCGACACGUCUCCGAGAUCCAUUGUAGAGCGUUUUCGAGAGCGUCGGUCACACGCCGCCAUUGUAGAGCGUUUUCGAGAGCGUCGGUCACACGCCGCCAUUGUAGAGCGUUUUCGAGAGUGUCUGUCCCACACCGCCGUUGUUGAGUGGGCCGGAGCGACGCGUCUCGGAGUGCGUCGGUCACAUGCCGCUGGUCACGCACCAUCAUCCUGCUUGUCGGGUUUAGGGAAUUCUCUGCAUUCUUGACUUUGGGGUGACAUUAGACCAUGGGAAUGAAUAAUGGGCAUUGAUCGUAGCUGGGGGUGAGGUUGGAUCGGCCCAGGCCAGGAUCCUGCCAAGCUUUUAACUUUUAGCUUGUGAAGCACUACCUGGAACAUUCUGGAAAAUGGCAGGAUUCUGCACAGUGGUAAAUCGCUCAAGCCUUCGCUGCCUAACCAAUGUCUUAUGCUGUUUUUGCCCAUGACUCGGAGCCCCCCCCCCACCUAGUUAAAUCGCAGCACUGCUCAGAUACCAGCACAGACGAUACAUCGCUGAAAAAACUGAACCACGCCAACGUGGUGAAGCUGAAGGAAGUCGUUCGGGAAAACGACCAUUUGUAUUUCGUGUUUGAGUAUAUGAAAGAGAACCUGUACCAGCUGAUGAAAGACCGGAGUCGGCUGUUUCCAGAGUCGGCUGUGAGGAACAUCAUGUAUCAGAUCCUGCAAGGGCUGGCCUUCAUUCAUAAACACGGGUUUUUUCACCGGGACAUGAAGCCGGAGAACCUCUUAUGCAUGGGUCCUGAGCUGGUGAAGAUAGCAGACUUCGGCCUGGCGCGGGAGAUACGGUCCCGGCCCCCCUACACGGACUACGUUUCGACAAGAUGGUACCGCGCCCCUGAGGUUCUCCUGAGGUCCACCAGCUACAGCUCUCCGAUCGACCAGUGGGCGGUGGGCUGUAUCAUGGCUGAACUCUAUACGCUGAGGCCCUUAUUUCCUGGCUCCAGCGAAGUGGACACCAUCUUCAAAAUCUGCCAAGUUCUGGGGACGCCAAAGAAGAACGAUUGGCUGGAGGGCUAUCAGCUGGCUGCAGCCAUGAGCUUUCGCUGGCCGCAGUGUGUGCCCAGCAACCUGAGGACCUUGAUCCCCAACGCCAGCACUGAGGGCAUCCACCUGAUGCGGGACCUACUCCAGUGGGACCCCAAGAAGAGACCAACUGCCAGUCAGGCUCUCCGGUACUCGUACUUCUUCGUGGGUCAGGUUCUGGGGACCCCGCAGCAGAUCCAGGAGCAGGGCAGACCCCAGCCGGCCCCCCUGCAGCUGAAGCCCUUGCCCCCCCCACAGCCUCCGCCCCAGCACCGCUUGCCCUCUCGUCCCCUACAGCAGAUCCAGCCUGGCCCCUCGCCCCUCUACCAGCAGAGGGCGGAACCCGAGCAGGAACCACGAGAGCCGGCCAGCAAGAUGGGCGAGGCUUUGGGGCUGCCGCAACUGCACCUGCCGCUGCUCCACGGCAUGGGAGGGCAGCCGGCUGCACAGCGGCUGGCCGAGGAGACCGAGAACGCUAACCUGGCCAGCUACCUGACGAAGCCUCGAGCCGGCCGGCGGCGCUGGGGCCACGGGGAAGGGACCCUGAAAGCUGACGACUGGGGCGAUUACGAGGAACCGGAAGCGCUGGCGGCAGGCGCCCUCUGCAGGACGACGUUGGCCAAUGACAAGCGGAGGCCGGGAGACGAGGCCCUGGGCAGGUUUGGAAGCGCCCAGGACUUCAGUGGCACCAAUGGAGCUGAUGUGGUUGGGCUCGGGAACGCCAAUCUCCCGCCGUCUCACCAGGACCCGAGUGUGACCCGAGCAGCAUCUGCCAAGCAGCAUUACCUGAAGCAAUCUCGUUAUUUACCAGGGAUCAGUUCAAAAAAGAUGGUGGCAAACUCAGAAAAGGAUCACAGCGGAAACAUCCUGUGGGGGCGGAACAGCAUCCCCAUGGGAGGAGGGACGCUUCUCAGGGCUGUCCAGGGUGCCAACACCCUUCCAAGUGCAUAUGUGUCCUCAUCUUACAAAAAGGAAACGGGCUUCGCUGGGCAGAGGCGUCACAUGGGGCUUGUCAAGGACUCGCCAGUGUCGAAUUAUGCAACAUGGAGAUCAAAUCGGAAUGAAGUUGCCGCCACAUCAUAUAUUUCCUCGCCAACCAAGAGCACCCCUGGUCUCAGGCUCCGCCCCCCUGUCGCACCUGUACAUGGUCGUACAGAUUGGUCGGCCAAAUAUGGGCACCGUUAGUGACUUAUGGUGGCCUGGUGGCCAGCCUCCAAUUGGCCACAUUGGCUUAACACAGCCAAUCAUGUUUUACGCUGGUAUUUUGAUAUAGAACAUGUACAUACAUGAUAUGCAGCAAUAAUAUCUGUUUUGUAUUUGUCUCUGUAUAUAUUGUACAAGUAAAACUAUUUUAUAUGGCUAAAUAUGCACUUGGCCAGAAUUGUUGUUGUUUUUGAUGUGUGUUUUUGUCAGAUGGAAUGCACAAUUUAUUGCAGGGUCGAUGUCAAAUUUAGUAUUUGUGACUCAUCCAGAAUCUCCAGCCUGUGUCCCCUUUUUGUUUCUGUAAUCCAGUGUUCACACAGUUAGGGUCCUGUGUUUUUUUUUAAGACCGAAAGAAUGAGUCUUGAGUUUUUUUGGCACCUGUUCAGGAGCCAUAUAUGCAUUCUGGACCCAUGUUUUUUAUAUGCAGUGAUUAUUUGGCAUUUAAAAAGUCACUGUGAUUUCACCAUGGAAAAUAUAGGACUGACGUGAUGGUUUUUGUGUGAUAUGAUGGUGUUCAUGCUUCAUUUUUUAUCUGAAUGUCUUAUUUUCUGUUACAGUUGUCAUUGUUUACCUUUUUAAUUUAAAUAAUAUUUGUGCAGGUUCAGUUAUCCAAUUUUUAACUUUUUGUUAACCGAUGACCUGCUCCAUAUAGCAGCGUAUCCAAGUUAUUAAAGUAUUGUUGAACUACAAAUUCUUAGUGUGUUGUAACCAUAUAUAAAUAUUACUUGCGGAUAUAUAUUCUCUAUUUUAUUAUUCUGUCCCAUUGCAGUAAAUGUGUUGGCUGUUUUUGAAUCAUGUUUUAAAGUGUCAGUUUCUUAUUUUCAUAACUACAUGCUAUAUUAUAAAAUGUAUUAAAAAAAAAUAAUAGCAAGGCCA
Messenger RNA from Paramormyrops kingsleyae, 3432 nucleotides. It is a transcript of the gene cilk1, whose product is annotated as ciliogenesis associated kinase 1. Gene Ontology annotation, molecular function: protein kinase activity; ATP binding. Lineage: Eukaryota; Metazoa; Chordata; Actinopteri; Osteoglossiformes; Mormyridae. The record is from RefSeq and is a predicted model, not a curated record. Gene Ontology annotation, biological process: protein phosphorylation.